GCCCGCUAAAGUUAGAGCCAUUGCCCCUAAUGUCCCGCAUUUUGCAGAUGUACAUCCAUCCCAACUCCUGGGCGCUGCCUUUGAUUGUGUUUCUAUUUAUUUUACAUUUUGACUUUUGCUUGUUUUUAUCAUCCUUUUUGGCCUUAACCACACAUACAGCAUCACUAUAGAACACUGCGUCAACAAGCAGCCUCCAUUCUUGGUCUCGGCUCCUCCUGACAUAAUCUGCGACGCUGGGCACCACCAAAAACACGUUUCACGCCAUCGUCGCUUUCUGGCGUCUCCCGUUGCAACCAGCGUCACCGCCCCUCGCGUUCUGCCCAAUUCUCGCUGCGAACUCGCCACGGAUCGCAGCCAAAAUGACUGCUCGCUAACCUCGACACGCGCUCAUCAUCACCCGAGCGCUUAUACCUUGCAACCGCCAUGCCCGUCGCUGAACGAGGCCGCCCGCCGCCUCCAGGCGUGGCCGCAUCACGAGCCAUCAACCGCAACCCGCUCACACCAAAGGUUGCUGCAAAGGGCUCUCCUGUCGGCUCGCCCAUGAACAGAAAGCCACAGGGCCCUCUUCCUAUGCUGGCCGGCGCCAACAGAGACGAUAACAAUACCCCAAACAACAAUAACUCCCCCGCACCAUACCUCGCUUCCAACAUCACCCCUCGCUCAGGGAGCCGACAAAUCCGAGCCGAAACCUUCCAUGGAACACCGACUCCAGCACCAACUGCUGCCAACGAUAGAACAAGUGAUGGAUGGGACAGCAGUAGUGGCAGCAGGCUUGGUCUUGGCCUGACUGUCGCUCCAUCGGACGCGGCAUCACGCCCGACGAGCAUGCUGGCAGACUCGUCUACAGACUCUGCUGACUCCAAGUUCUUUUAUGCAAGCGAUGCAAAGAAUGUCCAGCAGCAGUCUCAACCCUCACAGCAACGCCCGACAUCGUCCCAAAAACCAGCAACGUUCUUUUACGCCAACGGAACAGUCGAACCCACUAGACGAACAAGUCCCCCCUCAAACACACAGAUCGGAAACAUGCCGCCUUUGACGGCGGACAGCUCAGCAUCCAAGUUCUUUUAUGCCAACGGACAGCCAGAUGGCCCUGUCAAACAACCAACGCCUAUAUCUUCUUCCGCCUCUACCCUUUCAACUACCUCACGACCCGCCCCAACAAGCCGACCAACAAGCGCCUAUUCCGUCACUACUGGCCCCGGACUGUUUCCUCGACCAACUUCACCAAUCAAGCAGCUUGGAUCACCUGGCCAAGGCUUCAGAACUGCCAUGUCGCCUGUUUCACCUAACAGAGUUCAAGCUACAUCGCCGCCUGGCGUUGCCGCCUCUGACCUCGGAGUGGGCAAGGGGAAACGGAGAAUCAGUAUCGAAACCGCACCGCCCUUGCUGCGGCAUCAAACAGAACCACAAUUAACGGAACGACCGCCCCUGCCGAAGCUUACCUUGUCUCCAAACCCCUCGGAGCAAAUCUCACCGCCACUGAGCCCGGAUCCAUCCCAAGCAUCGUUGACCAUGGCUUCGAUUCUGCGAGCAGCAGAAGCUCUGGAAGAAAAGGAGAGCGAACCAUCGGGCGUGCAAAGCCCGACAAAGUCGACCUUUUCAGAUGCUGCCAUUCAGGACUUGGUUGUCAAUGCUAGACGUGAACGCAAGGUCCAAGACUUGGAAAUCACCAAUGCGUCACUGGAAGCCAUCAACCGAACUCUGGAAAGGCAGCUCCGAAAACAAACCUCGGAACUACGACGCUUCCGUCGUCUGUCUAGGUCAGGCAGGCUAUCGCUCAAUUCGAUACCUAACAGUCGAAACGUCUCUGCCGCGUUGACAGACCCCGCUAUCAACCUAUCCGAUCUCAGUGAGCAUGAAGAAACCGACGAGGAGGAAGAUGAUGACUCUAUGGAUGAUUCAUUCAAUUCGCCUCCCGACUCGCCGUCGGGCUUGGUUGAAUCGCCAGCCGCGCUCAGACGGAAGCGUGACGAACGUCGUUUGCAGCUUGAUCUCACAAAGCACCAAGAAAUCCUUGUUGACAGCCAAAAGAUGAACCAAAGCAUUAAACGCUGCCUCAACUGGACUGACCUGCUAAUCAAGGAAGGCCAAAAGGCUCUCGCCUACAAGGUCAACGUAUCAGAUAUCAAAUUCGGCGGCCGCAUUCUCACACCGCUGGAUGAAGAAGAAGACGCCUCACAUGCAAACGAAACGACACCACCCCCAACUUCAGAACAGAGCCUUGAGCCAUCGUGGAUGAAGGGAGCACAAGACCGCGACAGCGGCAUAGAGUUACAAGCUGGCGAAGGAUCCCAGUAGUUUGCCCAGCCAUAUAUCGAAAGCAGAAACCGGCACGUCACGGCCAGGACGCCGGACGAUGGCCACCAACACCACUCUCACGUCUACCUGCAGUCAUCAGCGAUGAUUGUUUCCAUUCGCAAGCACCAGCACCGCAUUACCAGAGCGCAACUGCUCUACCGCAUCCUUAUUUUUGACAUUACGAGCCUUUCAUUGUGUUUUUCAUUUGUUGCCACCCAUUUACACCCCUUUGCCUCGACGGCUCUGCGUCGUUUGCUUUCAUCUGCCCACCAUCCUUGCUUGGCCUUAUUUCGCUAUACACAUGUAAUAUUAACAGAUACCCUUGGGGACGGCAUGGUUUAUAUAGGAGAUCAUUCUUUUUUUACACUUUAUUCUUUCAUUCGACCGCUCUUUUGCUGGAGGCCAUGAUGACGAGAAACUACAGCAACGUCGGAGGUAGCUGUCAAAAGAAGACAAUAGAUACAGAAAGAAACAAUCUACAAACAC
This is a messenger RNA of [Torrubiella] hemipterigena, 2784 nucleotides long. The record is from the annotation of a GenBank genome assembly. NCBI's taxonomy places the organism in Eukaryota, Fungi, Ascomycota, Sordariomycetes, Hypocreales, Clavicipitaceae.